Petromyzon marinus (sea lamprey) is the source of this 2388-nucleotide messenger RNA. NCBI's taxonomy places the organism in Eukaryota, Metazoa, Chordata, Hyperoartia, Petromyzontiformes, Petromyzontidae. The record is from RefSeq and is a predicted model, not a curated record.
CCCAGCUAGCCAGCUACCCAGCCACCCAGCUAGUCACCCAGCCACCCAGCUAUCCAGCCACCCAGCUAGUCACCCAGCUAGCCAGCUAUCCAGCCACCCAGCUAUCCAGCCAGGCAGGCGGCCGACCCGGCUACUCCAGCCAGGGGGAGUCCAACUCCCGGGGGUGGCGGGCGGGGGGGUUGGUGCCGAGCGGCGAUGUCGGAAACCGCGAGCGGCGAGCCCCUGGAGAGACUGCGGCUCGGCGUGGCGGGCCUGCCUGGAGGGGGGCUGACGGCCACGGGGGGGGCCACGCCGCCGUCCCCCCGCGACUCGCCGGCGCCGUCCCCUCGCUGCUCACCGCGCUGCUCGCCGAGCCUCUUCCGCAAGCUGCUCAUGAACAGGAGCAUCCACCAGCGGCGUCGCUUCACCGUCGCGCAGACCUGCUUCGACGUGGAGAAUGGCGUCUCGCCGGGCCGCAGCCCGCUGGAGGCGCAGGCGAGCCCCGGCUCGGGCGGCCUCGUGCUGCACGCGGCCUUCCCGCACGGCGCGCGACGCGAAAGUUUCCUCUACCGCUCCGACAGCGACUACGACCUCUCGCCAAAGUCGGUGUCGCGCAACUCCUCCAUCGCCAGCGACGCGAACGCUCUCCUGGGACCCAAGAGUGACCGGAAUUCCGACCCGGGUCUGUCCCGGUCCCACGGGAUGCACGGCGAUGACCUCAUCGUGACCCCGUUUGCCCAGGUGCUGGCCAGCCUCCGGUCGGUGAGGAGCAACUUCACCAUCCUCACCAACGUGCAGGGAGCCAUCACCAAGCGCUCCCCGAUUGGUGCUCAGGCGAACAGGGCGAGUCUGUCCGAUGACGGCUACCAGAAGCUGGCGCUGGAGACGAUGGAGGAGCUGGACUGGUGUCUGGACCAGCUGGAGACCAUCCAGACCCACCGCUCCGUCAGCGAGAUGGCGAGUAACAAGUUCCGGAGAAUCUUGAACCGGGAGCUGAAUCACCUUUCAGAGAUGAGUCGCUCGGGAAACCAGGUGUCUGAGUACAUCUCCUCCACCUUCCUGGACAAGCAGCACGAGGUGGACAUCCCGUCGCUCGCGCAGAAGGAGGAGAUGAAGAAACGUCGCCAGCAGCCCAUGUCUCAGAUCAGCGGCGUGCGGCGCCUCACCCACAGCUCGUCCCUCACGCAGUCCACCGUGCAGUCCACCCUGCCUCGCUUCGGCACCGCCGCCCCGCACGAGGAGCUGCUAGCCAGCGAGAUGGACGAUAUAAAUCGCUGGGGCCUCAACAUCUUCAAGAUCGCCGAAUACUCCGGAGGGCGACCGCUCACUGUGCUCAUGUACACCAUCUUCCAGGAGCGUGAGCUGCUCAAGACGUUCCGCAUCCCCGUGGACACGUUCCUGGCCUACGUGAUGACCCUGGAGGACCACUACCACGCGGACGUGGCCUACCACAACAGCCUGCACGCCGCAGAUGUCGCGCAGUCCACGCACGUGCUGCUCUCCACGCCCGCCCUCGACGCGGUGUUUACAGACCUGGAGAUCUUGGCGGCGUUGUUCGCGAGCGCCAUUCACGACGUCGAUCACCCGGGCCUCUCAAACCAGUUCCUCAUCAGCACCAACUCCGAGCUGGCCCUGAUGUACAAUGAUGAGUCGGUGCUGGAGAACCACCACCUGGCCGUGGGCUUCAAGCUGCUGCAGGAGGAGAACUGCGACAUCUUCCAGAGCCUGGGCAAGAAGCAGCGGCAGGGCCUGCGCAAGAUGGUCAUCGACAUGGUGCUCGCCACGGACAUGUCCAAGCACAUGAACCUCCUGGCCGACCUCAAGACGAUGGUGGAGACCAAGAAGGUGACGUCAUCCGGGGUGCUGCUGCUUGACAACUACACGGACCGAAUACAGGUGCUGCAGAACAUGGUGCACUGUGCGGAUCUGAGCAACCCCACGAAGCCGCUGGCGCUGUACCAGCAGUGGACGGGGCGCAUCGUGGACGAGUUCUACGGGCAGGGUGACCGUGAGCGCGAGCGCGGCAUCGACAUCAGCCCCAUGUGCGACCGCCACAGCGCCUCCGUCGAGAAGUCGCAGGUGGGCUUCAUCGACUACAUCGCCCACCCGCUGUGGGAGACGUGGGCCGACCUGGUGCAGCCCGACGCACAGGAGAUGCUCGAACUGCUGGAGGAGAACCGCGACUUCUACCAGAACGCCAUCCCCAACAGCCCCUCCCCGCCGCCCGACGGCGGCGGCGGCGGCGGCGGCGCCAACGCCGCCUCGUCGUGCCGCGACGAGGAUCUCCGAAGUGAAGAGAACGCCAACGACGACGACGACGGCGACGACGACGACGACGACGACGUGAGGACGUUGAGGGCGCAAGAUUCCGAGUCGCAGGAUCUGACGGUCGACGACGAGCCCCUGUGA